GCCACGCUCUUGCAGUUAGCGCACUCAACUCGAAUCGAACGGAGGUCCAAAAAAAACAGCAAGAAGCCUAACAAAUUAAGAUCUUCAAAACAGAAAUUCCAAUAUGAACCCACUAGGAAUGGUGAGUCUUGGCCUGAUCUUGUGCCUGAUCGGCGGCUUUAGCCGGGGUGCAUCGGCCAAGCUGGAAGAGAAGUUCUCGUGGAAGCAGCUGGCCUUCGAUUGGCCCACUCCAGAGGCCGAGGCGGAGGCCAAAGCGAAUGGCCACUACAUCGAGGAGAACAACCUGCCACUGGGCGUAGAGCGCUGGCAAAACAGAAUCUUUGUCACUGUGCCAAGAUGGAAGGCUGGCGUUGCUGCCACUCUAAACUACAUUGAUCUCAGUUCAACCGAGAAGUCGCCAAAACUGCAUCCGUAUCCCAGUUGGGAGGCCAACAAGCUGCCCAUCGAUGUGCAGCCGCAGGAUCAAAAGACUCCAUCGGGCGGACGACUGGAUGCUGACAAGGCUCAAGAUGCCGGAAUUCAGCUGACGGAUAACUCAACUAUUAUAUCCACCUUCCGAAUUCAGGUCGAUGUAUGCGAUCGUCUGUGGGUUUUGGAUACUGGUUUGGCUGAUAUUCUUGGCAAUCCCAAGCAGAUAACUCCCAAUUCGAUCCUGGUCUUUGACCUGAAAACGGAUAAAUUAAUCCGUCGCUUCACCAUUCCCGCUGAUCAGACCAAGGAAGAUUCGUUCUUUGCGAAUAUUGUCGUGGACGCCGAUCGCUCGGAGUGCCAGGAUGCUUUCGCUUACAUUCCGGAUCUGGGAGCCUACGGUGUGAUCGUGUACUCCUUGAGGAACGACAAAUCCUAUCGCGUCAAGCACAACUUCUUCCACUUUGAUCCGCUGCAGGGUGAUUUCAAUGUCGGUGGCGUAAACUUCCAGUGGACUGACGGUGUCUUUGGCCUAGCUGUUGGUCCCAUGAAUCCAGAUCAUUCCAAGGACAUCUAUUUCCAUGCUUUGGCAAGUACAAAGGAGUUCAAGGUCUCCAACCGUGUACUGCAAAAUGAAACUCACGUGACCGGCGGAGAUUCGUACUAUGAUUUUAAAUAUGUUGGUGAUCGUGGCAUGAAUGGUCAGUCCACCGCCGAGGUCUUUGAUCCCGAGACCGGCGUCAUAUUCUAUACGCAGGUAAACAAAGACGCCAUUGCUUGCUGGAACAUCAAACGCCCCUACACUCCGGACACCCAGGGACUGAUCGAUUCCGAUUCGCACACCCUGGUCUUCCCUAAUGACAUGAAGAUCGACAACGAGGGUACAGUUUGGGUGCUGUCCGACAAGAUGCCGUCGUAUUUGUACAAGGAACUCGACCCCUCGGCCGUCAACUAUCGUAUUUUGAUGGGCCAGAACCGCGAUCUCAUCAAGGGUACACCAUGCGAAAUGUGAGCAGUUGGAUAUUUGAAUCUACAUGCUGUGUUUAUGACGCGGUGCAUUUUUGUAUUUACAUUAUGACAUUAUUGUUUGUUAGUAAGUCAGCUUAAUAAACUAUUUGAAAUGUGA
This is a messenger RNA of Drosophila eugracilis, 1534 nucleotides long. RefSeq names its product protein yellow. Lineage: Eukaryota; Metazoa; Arthropoda; Insecta; Diptera; Drosophilidae. Gene Ontology annotation, cellular component: extracellular region. The record is from RefSeq and is a predicted model, not a curated record. The transcript has 3 exons. The coding region runs from base 104 to 1420 and encodes 438 amino acids.